AUGCCCAGCGAUGCACAAGCCCCCGUGAAGCUCUCGUUGCCUCUUGAAUUCCAGCAAGACAUCUUCAAAGAGCUGCGCGAAGAGGAUGAGCUCGUCCUGCUCGCGCGCGGCCUCGGCCUGUUGCGCAUAGUCACGAACCUCCUCCACUCCUACGAUGCUGCCGGCAACAACCUCAUCCUGCUCGUCGGCGCAGAUGAGCGCGAGAAUGUCUGGAUCGGCGAGGCGCUCGCUGAGCAUGCAGCCGUCAGCCAGGCGCCGAAGUGCCGAGGGCUGAGCCUGGUCAACACAGACCUGAUGAGCGUAGGGACACGUGAGAAGAUGUACGCGCAAGGCGGCAUCUUCAGCAUCACAUCGCGCAUUCUCAUUGUGGACUUUCUGUCGGGGCUGCUCAACCCGGAGACGGUGACGGGCUUGGUGGUGCUGCAUGCUGAGAAGGUGGUCGCAACGUCGCUCGAGGCAUUCAUUCUGAGGAUAUACCGGCAGAAGAACAAGGCGGGCUUCCUGAAGGCGUUCUCAGACACACCGGAGCCCUUCACCAUGGGCUACUCGCCGCUCACGAACAUGAUGAAGAACCUCUUUCUGCAGAAGCCGGCUCUGUAUCCGAGGUUCCAUGUUUCAGUCGCCAACUCGCUGGAAGGGCGGAAGAAAGCAGAAGUCAUUGAGCUGGAAGUGCCCAUGACAGAUGCUAUGCAGGACAUACAGAACGCGGUGCUCGAGUGCGUGGAAGCUAGCAUCAGCGAGCUCAAGAAGGCGAACCCUGGACUCGAAGUCGAGGACUGGACGUUGGACAGCGCACUGCACAAAAACUUCGAUCAGAUCAUCAGACGGCAGCUGGAUCCUGUCUGGCAUCGUACAACGUUCAAGACGCGCCAGGUUGUUCGCGACCUGUCGUUGCUCCGUACGAUCCUGCACGCGCUGCUCACCUACGACGCGGUCAGCUUCAACAAGUACCUCGACACCGUCCUAGCAGCAUCACAGCCACCACCAGGCUCGACGAAACAGAACCAAUCGCCGUGGCUCUUUCUCGAUGCUGCUGAUACCAUCUUCAGCACCGCAAAACGAAGGGUGUAUACUGGCAAGGUUACCAACGCUGAGCUGGCAGGAGACGCUAACGUCGCUCCGGAAGCUCUAGAGCCUGUUCUCGAAGAAUUCCCAAAGUGGGCACAGCUUGCCGAGAUUCUGCGGGAGAUUGAACAGGAUGCGUACUUCAACCCCACCCCUCAAGAUAGCUCUAAUGGCUCCAUCUUGAUCAUGUGCGGCGACCACGGCACUUGUUCGCAGCUGAGAGAGUAUCUCCAGACCAUGUAUGUCAGAUCUGAAGAGGCUACCAACGAGGAUGAGGACGACGAGGAGCCGUCUGGCAAAUUCAUGAUGAGGCGGAAGCUUCGCAACUACCUCUCAUGGAAACGUGAUUUCAGCAAAGUCAGCUCCACUCUAUUCCAGGAGAACCAAAAGACCAUCAAUGGCAGCACGGAUCAGAAAGUCCAGAGUGGCGAGACAUCGGGGAAACCACCUCCCAACAAGCGGCGACGUAUUAGGGGAGGCGGCAACACUGCGACGUCUACCCGAAACGACUUUGGUGCUGUGCGGACCGCAGGAGACAAAGACGCACACAUUGCAAGCCUCAUGGCUGAGCUCCAGCCCACGGAGCUAGAAGCUGCGCAGAAACCUGGCGAAGUGGGUUACGAUCCGCUCGACAACAUGGAAGACUACUACGAGCUCUUCUCGAUGGACUCGGCUAUCGUCAUCCACCCGUACUCUGGCGAUCUUGAUGAGCACAUUCUCGAGGAAACGAAACCGCGAUACGUGGUCAUGUACGAGCCCGAUGCCGCCUUCAUCCGGCGUAUCGAAGUCUACCGUUCGUCACACACGGACCGCACCGUCAAGGUAUUCUUCAUGUACUAUGGCGGCAGCGUGGAGGAGCAACGCUACCUCUCCGCUGUCCGCCGCGAGAAGGAUGCCUUUACGCGCCUUAUCAAGGAGCGCGCAAACAUGGCCCUCACUUUGAACACGAACGCGAACAUCGCCCCCGAAGAGACCUUCCUCCGCACAAUCAACACCAGGAUAGCAGGCGGUGGUCGCCUGACCGCAACCACAGAACCGCCGCGCGUUGUCGUUGAUGUGCGCGAGUUUCGCUCUUCACUCCCCUCGUUACUACACGGACGCUCCAUGGUCAUUGUGCCAUGCAUGCUGACGGUCGGCGACUACGUACUCAGCCCGCAGAUAUGCAUCGAGCGCAAAUCCGUCCGCGACCUCAUCGGCUCGUUUGCCAACGGACGGCUGUACAACCAAGUCGAGUCCAUGACAGAGCACUACAAGCACCCGAUGCUGCUCAUCGAAUUCGACGCCAACAAAUCCUUCACCCUGGAGCCCUUUGCCGACUUCAGCUCCGCAGGCGCCAACACGUCCGGACUCGCGGCCGCCCCGGAUCUGCAGGGCAAGCUCGUCAUGCUGACCCUCGCUUUCCCCCGCCUGCGCAUCAUCUGGUCGAGCAGCCCGUACCAGACGGCGGAGAUCUUCGCCGAGCUGAAGAAGCAGCAGGACGAGCCUGAUCCGCUCAAGGCCGUCUCGCUCGGCCUUGAUCCCAGCAUGGGCGGCGACGAGAUGAGGUCGUUCAAUCAGACGACGCAGGAUAUGCUGCGCACGCUGCCGGGCGCAAGUGAGAGUAUCGUCACGACGCUGAUGCUGCGGGUGGAGAAUCUAGAGGAGCUGGCUAACAUGUUGGAGCGGGAGGUUUGCUGGCUUAUUGGGACGGAUGUGGGGAGGCGGGUGUAUCGGUUCUUCAAUCGCAGCGUGUAUGAGGAUGUGCAAAUGCCGACGUUCAGCUAG
Messenger RNA from Ascochyta rabiei, 2829 nucleotides. RefSeq names its product DNA repair protein RAD16. The record is from RefSeq and is a predicted model, not a curated record. Bases 1 to 2829 code for a protein of 942 amino acids. Gene Ontology annotation, cellular component: nucleotide-excision repair factor 1 complex. Gene Ontology annotation, molecular function: single-stranded DNA binding; single-stranded DNA endonuclease activity; damaged DNA binding. Lineage: Eukaryota; Fungi; Ascomycota; Dothideomycetes; Pleosporales; Didymellaceae. The transcript has 2 exons. Gene Ontology annotation, biological process: resolution of meiotic recombination intermediates; double-strand break repair via homologous recombination; double-strand break repair via single-strand annealing, removal of nonhomologous ends.